This is a messenger RNA of Misgurnus anguillicaudatus (oriental weatherfish), 2008 nucleotides long. Its product is annotated as putative C-type lectin domain family 20 member A. Lineage: Eukaryota; Metazoa; Chordata; Actinopteri; Cypriniformes; Cobitidae. The record is from RefSeq and is a predicted model, not a curated record.
GCUCAAUGUAAAUGAACAAAUAAUCUACCUUUAAAAUAUUCUAUCCGAAGUUUUUAUCACAACAGCUCCAAAGAAUUGACUGAACUGAAACUCAUUCAGGUGUCACAGAAAGAGCGUCAGACUGUGAUCUGAUACUGUAGCUCACAGCUCAUUGUAUUUCUUCAAAACAAACCAAACAUACAACCAUUUUGCACUAGUUUACUUUUAUAAAAGAUAUAUUGUAGUAUACACGUAAUGUAAUUUGGAUAUUUUGGAUAUUUUUCUGACACAUAUACAAAAUAAAAGAACACAAUUUAAAUAAGAGGCAAAUGAUGGAAACAUUUAAAAGAAACAUAUGGCCGGGCCUUGAACAAAAGGAACAUGUAAAGCACUUUGCAUUUAUGACUGUGAAAUUUCCAUUUUAAUGAAGCAAAGCCUUUUGAACCAAACUAACAACAAGAAAACUAAAACAACAAGACGACUCAGGUUAAAGGUACGGCGACAUUUCAUCAGUCCUCCGAGACUCUGGUCCAUUGUCAUGAGUUUCCAGAAUAUAGAUUAUAAAUCAACAUUUGCUUAGAAAUCUCAAGGCACUUUUUUGUUUGAAUUUAUUGUAAUUAUUAUUUUCUUCAGUGAAAAUCCACUGGCAGCUGGAAUAAGAUGAAGCAACUGUGUCUCUAUAUCUUAUCUUUCUCAGGACUCUUAUCUGUAGCUCUCUGUAAACAUCGUGAGUUUAUUCUGAUCAAAGAGUUAAAGACAUGGACAGACGCACAAACUUACUGCAAAAUCAAUCACUUGGACCUGGCCACCAUUCAAACUGCUGAAGAUGAGACAAAUGUACAUGAAGUAGCACUAAACAGUACGUUCACAUCAGUCGCAUGGAUUGGACUUUAUGAUAACAUCAACAGCUGGAGAUGGUCUUAUCAGGAGGAGAGCAUUGAUUUCUUAAAAUGGUUAUCCGGACAACCAGACAACUAUGCUGCAGGAGAGGCAUGUGUUACAUUAAGAAAUGACGGGUAUUGGAUUGAUAGAUACUGUACCUACACUUACGCUUUUCUUUGUUUUGAUGUACUUAACAGCACGGUGGAAUAUUACUUAAUUAAACAGCCAAAGACAUGGAGCAAUGCUCAACAAUACUGCAAAGAUCGAUAUACAGACCUGGUCACCAUUAGAAAUGAAACUGAAAAUGAGCUGUUAAGAAAUCUGAUGUAUUGGUAUGGAGAAGUUUGGAUCGGAUUAUUCAGGGAUACAUGGACGUGGUCAGAUAAGUCCAAUCUUUCUUCAUCAAACCAACUGGCUGCUCAGUCUCUCAGUGGAGGAUCUCAAAAUUGUGCUACUAGAAAUUAUUAUGGUUCCUUUCAAAAUUGGGUUUGCUCUACAACUUUUUACUUCUAUUGCAAUACUGUAAAGCUAAGGAGGCAGAUUGUGAGGGUGCAGCUGAACUCCACUGUGGACAAUAUGAGUGAUGUUCAACUGAAGACACUUGUGUUACAGAAGUUACAGGAGACUCUAUCUGAUCUGAUGGUAGAUGGUGAGCUUACACUGACGUGGAGAAAGCAGCUGAAUGGAAAAGUCUUUCAGAAGAGAAUUGUUCCAUCACCUGCUUAUGUCAGCAAUGUUUGCUAUAGCCAAUUUUAUUGAAGGAACAUUUUUUUCCCGUGACAAAACUUUAUUUUUUUAUUUAGUUUGGAAAUAUGUAGAUAUAAUCUUUACUAGCAAACCUGUGGCUCAGAUUCCUGUCUAGCUUUUAUGUUAAAAUUCUUUCCUAUCAUCUUUAAAUAUUGUGUGUAAAUACUGCGAUGGGUCAAAAAGAAAAUGCCAACACAUCUAUUCCUGAUACGAGUUAGUUUGGGGCUUAUAAAAUAUUUUUGUCAGCUGAACCCCCUUGAUGUAAAUUAUUCACUUAAGAUAACCUCUGAGAUAUUAACUAAAUAUUUUAAUAAUGUAAUAAUAUCACAGUUGCAUGUUGAAAUUGAAAAAGAUAGACUUUUCAUCGGUUUUAAAAGUUUUAUCAGUAGUAUUUUACUUA